Cucumis sativus (cucumber) is the source of this 1834-nucleotide messenger RNA. Its product is annotated as cytochrome P450 CYP82D47. Lineage: Eukaryota; Viridiplantae; Streptophyta; Magnoliopsida; Cucurbitales; Cucurbitaceae. Gene Ontology annotation, molecular function: monooxygenase activity; heme binding; oxidoreductase activity, acting on paired donors, with incorporation or reduction of molecular oxygen. Bases 112 to 1665 code for a protein of 517 amino acids. The transcript has 2 exons. The record is from RefSeq and is a predicted model, not a curated record. Gene Ontology annotation, biological process: defense response to other organism.
GGUACACAAAGAUUUCUUCAUUUAAAUUAUUAUUAUUAAACUUCAAUCUCAUCUAUAAGAGAAUCAUAGUGUUCACCUCAAAAUACAACCCAUAAUUCCCCAAACAAAAAUAUGGAUCUUCCUCUUCUCCUCAUAUCCUCAUCCAACUUUGCUCUACCUGCCAUACUCUUCACCCUUCUCUUCUUUCUUUAUGCUCUCUUCGCUUCAUUUAUCCACGGUCGUCGUAACAGACUACCGCCCCAACCCGACGGUGCUUGGCCGGUCAUCGGCCACCUCCCUCUACUCACUGGAAAAGAACUCCUUCACAAUACCUUGGGGAAAUUUGCUGACAAUUAUGGACCAAUCUUUAUGCUAAGGUUCGGUACCAAAAAAACCUUGAUUGUUAGCGGAUGGGAAGUAGCAAAAGAGUGCUUUACUACCAAUGACAAAAUUUUUGCAUCUCGCCCGAAAUUUGCUGCCGCUCAGCUUCUUGGCUAUAACUAUGCCAUGUUUGGGACUAGCCCAUAUGGUUCUCAUUGGAGGCAUAUUCGUAAAAUAGUCAUGCUCGAACUUCUUGCUAACCACCGUAUGAACAGGCUGCAACACAUACCGAGGUUAGAGGUUCAAAAUUCCAUCGAGGAACUACAUGAGCUAUGCAGAUCAAACAAGAAAGCGGUAGUGGAGAUGGAGAAGUGGUUUGGAGAUAUAACUCUAAACACCAUAUUUAAGAUGGUCAUUGGAAAGAGAUUCUCCACUACCUUUGAAGGGUGUCAUGGGGAAGAGUAUCAGAAUGCAUUGAAAGAUUUUUUUAAUUUGUUUAUCGCUUUUGUUCCCUCAGAUUUGUUUCCGUUUUUAAGAUGGUUUGACUUUGGAGGAUACAAGAAAUCCAUGAAGAAGACGGCGAAGAUUAUGGACGAGAUGCAUGAUAAAUGGCUUAGAGAGCAUCGGGAGAAGAGAAAUUCCGAUGGACUGGUGAUUGAAGAUCAAGAUCUCAUGGACAUCAUGUUGUCUAUAACCAAGGACGAGGAUUUUUCCGGCUACGAUGUCGAUACAAUCAUCAAAUCUACAUGUUUGGCCAUGAUAUUGGGUGGAUUUCACACCACCACAGCACAAAUGGUAUGGGCUCUUUCAUUACUUCUAAAACAUGAAGAAGCACUCAAGAAAGUCCAACUUGAAUUAGAUGAACGAGUUGGAAGAGAAAGACAAGUUAAUGAGUCAGACAUAAACGAUUUGAUAUAUCUCCAAGCAGUUGUGAAGGAAGCGUUGCGUCUAUAUCCUGCAGCACAGCUUUCAGUUCCUCAUGAAUCUAUUGAAGAUUGUACAGUGGCAGGUUAUCAUGUUCCAGCAGGCACAAGAUUAUGGGUUAAUCUUUAUAAACUCCAAAGAGAUCCAAAUGUUUGGGAGAGUCCAACAGAAUUUCGUCCAGAGAGGUUCUUGACAAGUGAAAAGAAUUAUGAUGUGAAUGGACAAACUCCAGAAUUUAUACCAUUUGGCAGUGGUAGAAGAAUUUGUCCUGGAAUUUCAUUUGCUAUUCAAGUUAUGCAUUUGACACUUGCAAGACUACUUCAUGAGUUUCAAAUUGGGCUACCUACUCAAGAGCCAAUUAAUAUGGAAGAGAGUGUUGGGUUGAAUAUUACCAAGAAAGUUCCACUUGAAGUUGUCGUAACUCCACGUCUUUCUCCUUAAAUUUAUAAAUAGUUUUGUGUUCCAAUCAUUUUUAGAAAGUUAUAUACCACUCUUUGUAAGAAUAAUAAAAAUAAUUAUGAUAAUAGAACGCAUGUUACACCAUUUUCUAAAUUUGCAAAGUAGCAAUUUAAGAUGUGAAUCCUCAUAAAACUCUAUGAUUACUAUCUGA